This is a messenger RNA of Exophiala xenobiotica, 2845 nucleotides long. RefSeq lists its product as uncharacterized. Bases 229 to 1920 code for a protein of 563 amino acids. NCBI's taxonomy places the organism in Eukaryota, Fungi, Ascomycota, Eurotiomycetes, Chaetothyriales, Herpotrichiellaceae. The record is from RefSeq and is a predicted model, not a curated record. The transcript is spliced from 3 exons. Gene Ontology annotation, molecular function: arylsulfatase activity.
CCCAGUUGGGCCCAUCAUGCCCAUCACUGCCCAUGGCGCCAUCAGGGCCCAAUUCACCUCAUUACACGCGAUCGAUCUGUCAUACAACAUUAACCCAGGUUCCUCUCCCGAGCAACCAAUGGUCUUCUCCCACUGACCAACAACAGCAGGAUGGCUUGACCUAUUUCUUCACUUUCCUUUUCUUUUCCUUCCUUGUCAGGAGCUGUAGGCUAAGCAGUUUCCGCAAAAAUGGCCGAGAAUUCAACACCGUCGAGCAGCGAGACGCGUCCCAAUUUCCUCGUCAUCGUGGCUGACGACCUAGGCUUUUCCGACGUAGGAACGUUUGGAGGAGAGAUCAAGACGCCUCAUAUCGACGGCCUGGCACGAGACGGCAUCAGAUUCACCGACUUUCACGCUGCUGCUGCAUGCUCGCCCACGAGAUCUAUGCUCUUGUCGGGCACAGAUAACCAUGUUGCAGGGUUAGGGGCUAUGUCCGAGUCAAUACGAGAAUUCCAGAAAGGUCAACCCGGAUACGAGGGCUAUCUGAACGAUGCAGUUGUGGCUCUUCCAGAGCUCCUCCAUGACGCAGGCUACUUGACCCUGAUGUCGGGGAAAUGGCACCUUGGACUGACUCCAGACCGUUACCCUUCUCGGAGAGGUUUUGAUCGGUCUUUUACCUUGCUGCCUGGGGCAGCCAACCAUUAUGGCUGGGAGCCACAGGUGGAAGAGAAGAUGCCCGGGUUCCUAGCUCGAAACAGCUCCUUCUACGUGGAAGACGACACGAUUAUCGCACCAGCAGACCUGCCCGCCAACUUCUAUUCUUCCGAGUCAUUCGUCACCAAGUUGUUGCAGUAUAUGGAAGAGCGCAAUGACAAGCAACGGCAGCAGCCGUUCUUUGCCUACCUUCCCUUCUCGGCACCACAUUGGCCAUUGCAAGCUCCAGAGGCAGACUGUCUAGACUAUCGUGGAGUAUAUGAUGAUGGGCCAGAGGCGCUGAGGCAAAGGCGGCUGGCUCGGCAAGAGGAAUUGGGCCUCAUUCCACCUAACACCCGACCUCAUGAUGUUAUCACUCCGGCGGUCGAUCGGCCUCUCACAAAAGGGUGGGAGGCCUUGACUGAGGUGGAGCAGAAGUUCUCGUCCCGGACCAUGGAGACUUUUGCCGGGAUGGUGCAGAACAUGGACCGACAAAUUGGCCGCGUCAUUUCUUAUCUCAAAUCCACGGGGGAGUUUGACAACACUGUGGUCCUCUUCAUGUCUGAUAACGGCGCGGAAGGGUUGUUGCUCGAGGCUUACCCUGUGGUGACGGAGAAUAUUUUUGAUUAUAUUGAACGAUAUUACGACAACAGUCUGGAUAAUGUUGGCAGGUUCAACUCAUACGUUUGGUACGGGCCUCGGUGGGCUUCGGCGGCAACAGCUCCCUCACGACUCUACAAAUCCUUCUCUUCUGAGGGUGGCAUCCGAGUCCCCUUUAUCCUACGGUAUCCGAAGUUGACGUCGUCUCGUUCCGGUCAAGUCGACACCUCCUUCGCGACGGUCAUGGAUGUCAUGCCCACUUUCCUCGAACUAGCAGGAGUACAGCAUCCUGGGAACACCUACCGAGGGCGUCGGAUCAUGCCCAUGAGAGGAAAAUCAUGGCUGUCCUAUUUAACCGACCCUCGGCAGAGGCAUAUUCACGAUGAGGAAACGGUGGUAGGAUGGGAGCUGUUUGACCGGCAAGCUCUGCGCAAAGGGCGGUGGAAGGCCGUCAUGAUCCCGGAGCCAUAUGGUCCUGGGAAAUGGCAACUUUACGAUCUGAGUUCGGAUCCUGGGGAAACCGAGGAUCUGGCAGCUCAAGAACGUGAUAAGCUCCAAGAACUUCUUAAACACUGGGACGAAUAUGCAAAGGAAGUCGGAGUUGCAGGCGCUGCGCCACAAUAUGGAGUCCUUCAGGUAGCAGAUUGAGGCCUGCACAAGCGGUAUUGCUCUUGCAGACGUUCUGUGUCUCGACAAUACUGCACCACACCAGCGAUGUGGUCUGGCCGCAAGUCUCGAACGUCGAGCGAAGUCUCGGUCAUUGCGGCAAUGGUGUCGACCUUUGUGGGAUAUGCGCCAGCGACGAGGUGGAGAGCUUCAGGAGCCCCAAGCCUAGUGAGCCAGAAACAAUGUGAUCGGAAUAAGGGAUUCUGAGGGAGAGGGAUGCAGGAGCGAUAUCGAGCAGACGAGGCCAUAUUACCUUACCUUACCUGGUGUUACAAGUUGCGUAACAUGAAUGUAAUGACAUUCGUGACGGGCUGUCGACUAUCGAUCGGCUAACAAAUUUUGCGCAUACGGUCAACGCAAAUACGGCAAUACCACGGGUGAGAUGGUGGUGGCCGAGGUGGCCUGUUGUGGAACUGUGAGGGGGUACCAACCGUGCUUUCUCCAGGCAGGAGAAUCCCCACGAUCAGGUCCAGAAUGCCACAGUCAGGGCAUCCAUCUCUUUGCAUUACCGGUGACGACUGGGUUAUCAUUGGGGCAAAGGACAUGUCUGCAAUACGGAAGUUGAACUCAGACUAUCCCUGAGUUCUGCCUCUAGUCGCGCAAUGGGUCGAGUGUGAUGAAGCAACAAAGGGAGACUCCCAGGAACAUGUUGACGCAAGGAUUAAUCGCACGUCUAUUCUCCGGUUUGGUCUACUGCUGUGUGAAUGAGGUACACGACGCUUCCCGCAUUGGGAAUAUGGCUACACCGUAUGCUUCAGGACAAGCGGCGUGUGGCUGGAGAUGCUGCAGAUACCGCCAUGGUGUGCCCAUUCACAUUCUGGACUUCUUAUCAGGACACUCCUUUGGUCGUAGUCGAAGUCAUAUCAACCCGCAUACACACCUCUCUAUUUAGAUAUAUCCAUUGCAC